This is a messenger RNA of Cucurbitaria berberidis CBS 394.84, 1008 nucleotides long. Its product is annotated as DnaJ-domain-containing protein. The transcript is spliced from 4 exons. The record is from RefSeq and is a predicted model, not a curated record. NCBI's taxonomy places the organism in Eukaryota, Fungi, Ascomycota, Dothideomycetes, Pleosporales, Cucurbitariaceae. Bases 221 to 922 code for a protein of 233 amino acids.
UGGAGUAACGUAUUCACAUCAACGAGAUUCGCCACAGGGCCUGGAUUCGCGUCUACGUCAUCCGUGUCGCGAAGCCCACCUUGCUCAACGAGCUACGUUUAUGUCGCAAACUCACUCCUACACCCGCAUGCCUAUCUAGUCGCUGCCAUCCUUCCUAACAUUUCCCAAGUGCUCUCUUUUACUCCUUGUCUCUUCCAGACUACAGAAGCCAACUGACACCAUGGCACCUCCCGACUACUACAAGGUUCUCGAAAUCGACUCCAAAGCCACACAGCAGCAAGUUCGCGAUGCCUACAAGAAAUCAGCGCUAAAACACCACCCCGACCGCGUUGCUUCCGACUCGCCUGAGCGCGCCGCGCGCACAAAACGCUUCCAGGCUAUCAACGAUGCAUACUAUACAUUGUCAGACCCCACGCGCCGCCGCGACUACGACACCACACGCACAUACAACGCCUUCACCGGCAGCACCGCGACGCCAGACUCUGACUUUGAGGAAGAGAUACCCAGCAACGCUGCAGGCGGUGGCGGUAGCGGCUUCGCAGGCGGCUUCCCCUGGUCCUCGUUUGGCUUCGGAUCCGCGCCAGCAGGCAACACAGAAGAGAGCCACAAUAAGUUUAGCGAAGAGCAGUUUGGCGGCAUCUUCGAGGAGAUGUUGCGGGAAGAGGGCAUGGCGGAUCAGGAUGCGCAUCCCACGGGCAAGUUCUGGAGUAUUGUUGGCGGCCUGAGUGGGGGCGCCAUGGGCUUUAUUGUUGCGAAUUUCCCGGGCAUGGUUGCUGGGGCCGUCGCGGGGAAUCGGCUCGGGGCUGUGAGGGAUACCAAGGGGAAGAGCGUGUAUGCUGUGUUUCAGGAGAUGCCACAGGCGGAUAAGGCGAGGUUGUUGUCUGGGUUGGCGGCGAAGGUGUUUGCUAAUGUCGUUUCGUGAGGUGGAUUGGUCAUGAUAUUGUACUUCUCAUAGGGUCGAAAUGGUUUGGAUUACUCACUCUAUAUAGCAAUAAGAUAUUUCUCAAC